Messenger RNA from Colletotrichum navitas, 671 nucleotides. RefSeq lists its product as uncharacterized. The transcript has a single exon. The record is from RefSeq and is a predicted model, not a curated record. Bases 215 to 553 code for a protein of 112 amino acids. Lineage: Eukaryota; Fungi; Ascomycota; Sordariomycetes; Glomerellales; Glomerellaceae.
CGGACUCGCCGAGCAUCUUGCAGCAGAGCCCCUCGCACCAGCACAAGAAGUGCCGGUGCCGCCCCUUGGAGGCCCCUCUGUCGGCGCUCGGCCACAGGGCAAGGCUUAGGCCCAACUUCCAUAUUCCAUUGGUCGACAUGCCUGCCCUUAUGAGGUCAUUUCCACGGCUGCCUCGUUCCCCCCUCCUUUUUGCACAGGUCACAGGUCACAAGGGAUGCUACAUGCACUUCUGCCAGUGCUGCAUGCUGCGUACAUGAUUAUCCCUAGUAUUCAAUACGGUCUGGCUCUCAACUCGACCCGGAGGGGUUUCAAAGAAUGCAGCUCUUGGUCCCGAGAGCUGGCAUCAGCCACGAAUUCCCACCGCCUAACGCAAGACGUUACUUCUGUCACCCUUAAUGUAGCUCGGGUGUGGCAUCGGGCUGUUGCAGGGAACACCCAUCCUCGAAGGCCACUUGUAAGCACACCAGCACAGUAUUCGGGGCGCACGCACCGGAAGCCUGACCACAUCUUUUGUGUCUUUUGGAGCCCAGCCAAUCGAUCUGGCAAGGACUAAAUGGAAAAUUGGACGACCAGAAAACAAGGGUAUACGCACAUUAUUUUCGGUCUAGCCUGGGGGAUAACGGUAUGUUCAAGUGACCUGUUCUUAUCUUCAUUUUCAUUCCGAGUAAUGU